Chelmon rostratus (copperband butterflyfish) is the source of this 991-nucleotide messenger RNA. Its product is annotated as tetraspanin-3-like. Gene Ontology annotation, biological process: protein localization to plasma membrane; regulation of vascular endothelial growth factor signaling pathway; protein maturation. The record is from RefSeq and is a predicted model, not a curated record. The transcript has 7 exons. Gene Ontology annotation, cellular component: membrane. Bases 93 to 854 code for a protein of 253 amino acids. NCBI's taxonomy places the organism in Eukaryota, Metazoa, Chordata, Actinopteri, Chaetodontiformes, Chaetodontidae.
AGCCAUUUUAUUAUUGUAACAGCAGAGCUGCAGGUGCAUCAGUACAUAUUUUUAAAUACAGCCACAGUUUUCGUUUCAGAGCUCACGGCACCAUGGGCCAGUGUGGAAUUACGUCAUCCAAAACCGUCCUGGUUUUUCUCAAUCUCAUAUUUUGGGCCGCAGCUGGGAUUUUAUGCUACAUCGGAGCCUACGUGUUCAUCACAUAUGACGACUAUGACCACUUCUUCGAAGACGUGUACACUCUGAUCCCUGCUGUCAUAAUAAUAGCAGUCGGGACUCUUCUCUUCAUCAUCGGCUUGAUCGGCUGCUGCGCAACAAUACGUGAAAGCUCCUGUGGUCUGGUGACUUUUGCUGCCAUCCUCCUGCUGGUGUUUGCAACAGAGUGUGUGGUGGUGGUGCUUGGCUACAUAUACAGGGCAAAGGUAGAAGAUGAAGUGAAUCACUCCAUCCAGAAGGUUUACAACGAAUACAACGGCACCAACACUGAUGCUCCCAGCCGGGCUAUAGACUAUGUGCAGAGGCAGCUGCACUGCUGCGGCAUUCACAACUACUCUGACUGGAGGAACACACGCUGGUUCAAAGAAUCCAAGAACAACAGCGUUCCAGUCAGCUGCUGUCAGCCCAGCAUCAGUAACUGCACUGGCACUCUCACUCGACCAGCAGAUCUCUACCAAGAGGGUUGUGAAGCUCUUGUUGUGAAGAAGUUGAAGGAGAUCAUGAUGUAUGUCAUAUGGGCUGCUCUCACUUUUGCAUCUAUACAGAUGCUGGGCAUGCUCUGUGCCUGUGUGGUGCUGUGCAGGAGGAGUCAUGACCCGGCGUAUGAGCUGCUGGUCACAACCAACAGCUAUGCAUGAAGAACGCAGCUAGCCAAACGAAGCACUCAGAAAAUCAAAAGGAGCGUCACCGGACAUGUCCACAGUAGAUUUCAGCUGUAGUUAUAUAAGCUCAAGCACACCUUGCACAAUUCAUGAUAAAGUAGCCGACACUGAUG